This is a messenger RNA of Vespa crabro (European hornet), 3544 nucleotides long. RefSeq names its product probable serine/threonine-protein kinase drkD. Lineage: Eukaryota; Metazoa; Arthropoda; Insecta; Hymenoptera; Vespidae. The transcript has 2 exons. The record is from RefSeq and is a predicted model, not a curated record. The coding region runs from base 2082 to 2921 and encodes 279 amino acids.
AACUUAUAUUUUCUUUUUUAAAUAUUAAUAUUUGAGAUACGAACUGACAGAACUAAAAACACUGAUAUAGAUAGUUCUUUUAAAUAAAACAAACGUAAUACGAUUUUAAAAAGUACAGAUAAAAAUCUGAGGAUGUAACUUCAAAGAGGAUUACGUGAAGAUUUAUAGAGGGUUAAUCGUUGUAAUAUCGCCUAAUAACUAAGGAAUAGAAAAUUUAUUUAAUAUAUUUUGAUCAAAUUGAAAGAUUUUUUGAUGAUCAAAUAAAAUCAAAUCAAAUCAGUAAUAUUAUGUCGUUUUCGUCUUGCGAGCACUUGUAACGACAUUCUCAGCUCAGCACACGCAAACAACUCAAGCAGAUGCGUAUUCCCGACUUAUUUUGAUAUUCAUAAUAAUCGUUCAAUACCGAUCUAAAUCUAAAUUUGAUCCGGUCAAAUAAAUCAAUUUAUUUUAAUCAAUGUAAAAAAACAAAGAAAUGAGAUAUCAAUUCUCCGGAUUAACGUUUAUUGGUCUAACGUCUCGCGAAUGCGUAUCUCUUUAAACACUUAACAUUCAGUCGACGAAAUAUCUUGUCCAUGUGAAGUGAGAGCGUUUCGAGGAGUAACACACGACGAUAAUAAUUUAUUGUUGUUGUUAUUAUGAAUUAUACAUUAUAUAUAAUAUAUAUGAGGAACAUGGGUAAAAUCGGAAUAUGUGAAAAGGAAAAGAAAAAAGAAAAAAAUUGGGAGAAGAAAAAAAAAUAAAUAAAAGAAUCGACAUAAAAAAUGAAAAAAAUAACUGUGCUUAACAUUAUGCGUAAUUAAUGACAGUGAACAAAUGAUUAGGAUAAAAAUUGUUUUUGUUAGAUGACGAAAACUUGGUUGGUUGUUAGGGUUCGAGUGGGGGGAGGUGUUCGAGAUGUACGGGGAAAAUAAAAAAUGGAAUGGUAUAUAUAAAUAUAUCUACGUUUUAGUAGUUAAUGGAAGAAAAAUUAAAACGAUUUCAUCGAAACGCUGCGCGCAGUUAUAUGGACAAUGAUGUCGGCCGUACGUCGCGGUGGGCGAAAGAACUGCGACGGCGCCCGGCGUCCGGAAGAGGAUCCGCGUUACAAUAAAUAAAAUCGUCAGCCAGCAUAGAAAGAAAGAAAUAAAAAGAGAGAGAGAGAGAGAGAGGGAGAGAGGCAGAAAGAGAGAGAGAGAGGAAAAGUGGAUAAAAAAUAUAUAUAUACAUAACUUUCAAAGAAAUAUUAAUGAAGGCCGAUACGCGAUCUAUUAUUGAAAAAAAAAGAAAAGAAAAGAAAAAGAUCUAAAGUAUUUAUCUCGCCAUACAAAUCAAUCUACACUUUUCAAGGAACGAAACUUAAGAAUAGAAGAAAGAGAAAGAGAGAGAGAGAGAGAGAGAGAGAGAGAGAGAGAGAGAGAGAGAGAGAAAGAAACAAACAGAAAAAAUAAGAGAGGAAAGACAAAAUGAGAACAUUGUAGAAAAGAGAGAGAAAGAAAUAGAGAGAGAGAGAGUAAAAAAGAAAAGAAAAUGGAGAAAAAAUACCUAUAAAUACCUAAAAUAGUAAAGAGUAAUAUUAAACGAAAAUUGGAAAAUGAAGGAUUAUUGGAAGCUCGGCGAAACGUCGCUUUUCUUUCGUCAACCGGGACGCCAUACCGGUGCAACGUUCGCUUCCUCGAGGCUGUCCGAAUAAUAUUAAUCGAAAAUGUCCAAGUGGGAAAAAAAACUUAGUAAUUGAUGAUUAGAGAUGAUCAGGCCAAUAAAUAGAACGGAUAUAGAAGAGAACAGGAGAGACGAAGGGACAAUCGGACAGCCUCGUGUCCUUAGCGGAGGAGCACCCAGCGAACGCGAUCAACGAAAUUAUCAUCUCAUCUAAAUAUAUAUAUGAGCUAAAAGAGACGAACGAGACGCUGAAGAGCCUACAGACGAGGUUGGAGCUGGCGUACGCAUCGACAGCGUCGUCCGGUGCACCGGUCGCCGGUGGAGGAGCACUCGGAGGGCUAGGUAGCGUAUCGUGCGGGGGUACGGGAAUCAGCGGUACCGUCCUAGGAGGUAGCGUGGCGGUUCCAGGCGGCGUGCCCGGUAGCACCACCCUGACGGCCAUCAUGGAGACGAAAGAUGCCCGGAUACAAACGUUGGAGAAGGAGGUAGCACUAUUGGAAACGGAGUUACAGCGUAUCAAGGAGUGCGGUGGUAGAUUGAGGGAGCAGUUGUUGAAAGCCACCGCCGUGCCAAGCGGCGGUGACAUGCAACAGCUUCAACAACAAUUUCAGCAACAACAGCAACAACAACAACAGCAAAUACAGCAGCAACAACAGCAACAACAACAACAACAACAAUUAGGUUUAUCGAAUGUCACAAGUGGUGUUACGGGUAUCGAGCAACAAGCUCAACAGGGAUUGGUGACGGCCUUGGGUGGUCCACAACAGUCCGGCACGUUGGCCCUGGCCAGGGGACCGUCCGUGAUGACCUCCCUGGUACCGUACGGUCACUCGUCGUCCACGGCACUAACCACUCCGUUGCUUGCCGGUUCGACAGGUGGAACCUUGAGCGGGAGCAGCGGGGUCGGCAUCCUUGGCGGCGGUUCCUCGUGCCUGGCCGGCAUCUCGUCGGGCACCACCACUGGCGUGGUCAAUCCCUAUACCGAUCGUUACUCCGAUCAUCACCUUCAUCCCCAUCAGCUUCACCAUCAUCAGCAUCACCAUCAUCAUCAUCUCCAUCAGCAGCAGCAACAGCAACAACAACAGCAGCAGCAACAUCAACAGCAUCUAUUGCAGCAGCACCAGCAACAUCAGAUCCAGCAGCACUUAAGGCAAAUAGAGCCAGCGGCCGCAGGAGCCUUGGCGCUCCAUGCCCACACCUUCAACAAACACGACCUGAACUUCAAACGGCAAGUAAGUUUCUUCAUCAACAACGUGCGCAUCGAAAAGAACGACGCCGUCUAGGGAGGUGGGAGGUGCCGCGCGGAAUUUGGACGACACCUUUGAUAACCUUUGAACCCUGGCUACCACACGUUGGCUAACACCGUUUCUUCGUUUUCUUCGACGUCCGCUGAGUUCUCUCUCGCGCGCUUCCGCUCGCUCCCCCCGAAACCCCCUCUUCUCUUCGGCUUUUCGAAUCUCUACGGAGGAGCAUGAUGAUGAUGAUGAUGAUGAUGAUGAUGAUGAUGAUGAUGAUGAUGACGACUGAGUAGCAUCUGGAGCAUGAUCUAACACUUAAGUUUUAGAAAUUAUAUCGAUGACACACACAUCGUGCCUGCUCCUCUCUCGUUUCAUCGGAUUCAAGAUAUACAAAGGGACGGAGAGAAAUUGGAAAACAAAAAGAAAGAAAUAGAAAGAGAAAGAAAAAGAGAGAGAGAGAGAGAGAAAGAAAGAAAGAGAGAGAAGGAGAAUGAAAUACUAACUACUCCCCUUAACGACGAAUGCCUGGAAAAUAAUCGGAAAUAAUCAAUCAAGCCUAUCCGAUGAUAUUCCUUCUAUAUAUCUCAUAUAAAAUAUGUACAAUAAAAAAUGAAAGAAAAGAGAGGGGAUGGAAACUGAAGGAAGAGAAAAAAAGAAAGAGAAAGAGA